Molecule: messenger RNA, 3201 nt
Organism: Danio aesculapii
Lineage: Eukaryota; Metazoa; Chordata; Actinopteri; Cypriniformes; Danionidae
Gene: dis3
Product: DIS3 exosome endoribonuclease and 3'-5' exoribonuclease
Exons: 21
Coding region: 79-2931 (950 amino acids)
Biological process (GO): rRNA catabolic process
Cellular component (GO): cytoplasmic exosome (RNase complex); nuclear exosome (RNase complex)
Molecular function (GO): endonuclease activity; 3'-5'-RNA exonuclease activity; RNA binding
Source: RefSeq, a predicted model, not a curated record
CACACGCGGGUUCACUGAGUGUGCUGUGUUUUGGUGAAACAGCUCUUCAAAACCGCUGUCGCUACCAUUACCUUGACCAUGUUGAAGUCCAAAACAUUCGUAAAGAAGACCCGCUCUGGUGGAGUGUUGAAAAUCGUACGGGAACAUUAUCUCCGAGAUGACAUCUGGUGUGGAAGUGAAGUUUGUAAGGAGUGCAAAGAUGAAGCUCCGGUGCUGCAAGAAGAAACUUGUAUGGAGAGCAACCUCUGCCCAGAUCCUCACUAUUUAAUCCCAGACACAAAUGUGGUUUUACAUCAGAUCGACAUCCUCGAGGAUCCUCUAAUCAGGAACGUCAUCAUUCUUCAGACUGUUUUACAAGAGGUCAGACACAGGAGUGCACCAGUUUACAAAAGAAUCAAGGAUGCUAUUCACGAAAAGGAAAAGCACUUUUACACCUUUACUAAUGAGCACCACAGGGAGACAUUCAUUGAGCGAGAGCAAGGUGAAAGCGCUAAUGAUCGCAAUGAUCGAGCCAUCCGUGUCGCUGCUAAAUGGUACACUGACCACCUUGCUAAAGCAACUGAUGGCGGGACAUUGAAAGUAGUUCUGUUGACCAAUGACCGGGCCAAUAAAGAAAAGGCAGAGCAGUUUGGUCUUACUGUGUACAGAUGUGAAGAGUAUAUCAAGAGUUUGGUUGGCAACCCUGAGCUUGUCGACAGGCUUGCAAUGGUGUCUGAUGAACAAAAUGAAAUCACUGGCAGUAAGUUGCUCUUUCCAGAACACCUGCCCUUAUCCAGGAUUCAGACUGGCAUCAAGAAUGGAGUAUUCAUUCAGGGUACAUUUCAUGCCAACCGUGAUAACUAUCUGGAAGGGACAGUCUUUGUAAAUAGAGAGGGGGAGGAUAUCAGUGAGAUUCUACUUCAAGGCCUUCAGAAUUUAAACCGGGCUGUGAAUCAAGAUGUAGUGGCUGUUGAACUGUUUCCGAAAGACCGCUGGGUUGCUCCAUCAUCUGUUGUCCUUCAGGAUGAUAAUCCAAAUGAUGAAGACGCUGAAGAAGAUGAGAAUGACAGUAAAUUGAAGAGCGUAGCGUCAGAGUCUAGUGUCCUAAAACCCACUGGAAGAGUUGUGGGCAUCAUAAAGAGGAACUGGAGGCCUUUCUGUGGGAUGCUUUCGCAGUCACAGAUCAAAGAGGCAACAAGACACCUUUUCACUCCAGCAGACCGAAGAAUCCCACGAAUCCGCAUUGAGACCAGACAAGCUGCCACUCUGAUUGGACAGAGGAUUAUGGUUGCUAUAGAUGGAUGGCCUAAACACUCCAGAUACCCAAAUGGUCACUUUGUGAAAAACCUUGGCACCGCUGGAGAUAAAGAGACAGAGACCGAGGUGCUUCUUCUAGAGCAUGAUGUUCCUCACCAACCCUUCUCUCAGGCUGUUCUCAGCUUCCUUCCCAAGAUGCCCUGGGGUAUUACAGAGGAGGAUCUGAAGGUCAGGGCAGAUAUCAGACAUCUCUGUGUGUGCAGUGUGGAUCCUCCGGGAUGUACAGAUAUUGAUGAUGCUCUUCAUUGUCGGGAACUGGAGAAUGGAAAUUUGGAGGUUGGAGUUCACAUAGCAGAUGUCAGCCAUUUUAUUCGGCCAGGAAAUGCACUAGAUCAAGAGGCUGCAAACAGAGGCACCACGGUUUACCUUUGUGGAAAGAGAAUAGACAUGGUUCCUGAACUGCUGAGUUCCAACUUGUGCUCUCUGCGGUCCAACGUUGAGAGGUUGGCAUUCUCUUGUAUUUGGGAGAUGAACCAUAGGGCUGAAAUCAUCAAAACUCACUUUACCAAGAGUGUCAUUAACUCUAAGGCCUCACUUACAUAUGCAGAAGCACAGAUGAGGAUUGAUGACACCACCAUGAAUGACGACAUCACAACGAGUCUGCGGGGCCUUAACAAACUAGCUAAGAUCUUAAAGGCCCAGAGAAUUGAUAAAGGAGCACUGACGCUGUCCUCUCCUGAAGUACGCUUCCACAUUGACAGCGAAACGCAUGACCCCAUAGAUCUGCAGACCAAAGAACUAAUGGAGACUAACUCUAUGGUAGAAGAAUUCAUGUUGUUGGCGAAUAUCUCAGUAGCACAGAAGAUCUAUGAUGAGUUCUCAGAAUGCGCCCUGCUGAGGAAACAUCCUGCACCGCCACCGUCAAACUACGACAUCCUCAUCAAGGCUGCAAAGUCCAGGGAUCUGGAGAUCCACACAGAUUCUGCAAAAGCUCUGGCUGAUUCUCUAAACAAUGCAACGAUUGAGAGCUUUGCCUAUUUCAACACUCUUCUGAGGAUUCUGGCUACCCGCUGCAUGAUGCAGGCUGUGUAUUUCUGCUCAGGAAUGGACAGUGAUUUCCACCACUAUGGCCUGGCAUCACCUAUUUACACACACUUCACAUCACCUAUCAGAAGAUAUGCUGAUAUCAUAGUUCACCGUUUGUUAGCGGUGGCUAUUAAUGCAGACAGCACAUACCCAGAUUUGAUGGACAAGCAUAAGCAGUCGGCCUUAUGCAACAACAUCAACUACAGACACAAAAUGGCCCAAUACGCACAGAGAGCCUCAGUGGCGUUCCACACUCAGCUAUUUUUCAAGAAUAAGGGAAUCAUAAAUGAAGAAGGCUUUAUUCUGUUUGUGAGAAAAAAUGCCAUCAUCAUCCUCAUCCCUAAAUUUGGUUUGGAGGGCACGGUGUUCUUUGAAAACAAGGACAAACCCAGUCCUCGUCUCAGCUUUGACACGGAGGGUCCUACGCUUAAAGUGGAAGAACACACUUUCCGCAUCUUUGAUCGAGUCAAGGUCACAAUUAGCCUUGAUGCUUCCAACAUGCAGCAUCAAAGGAUCAGAAUGGCGCUCACUGAGCCUGUGAUCCCUGGUGUCAGUGUACCUAUACCUGAGUCAGAACCAGAGGCCAAAAAACCCAAGCUUGACCGUUGAUAUACGAGCAUUUAGAGCCAUCAUACUAUUCCAUAUAAUCACAAACAUUUUCUUUCAGCUCAUCUACUAGGUAGUUCCAGGAAGACCUCGAGUUAACAUCUAAGGAGUAAAAAUGGACACAAUUGGGUUUUUAAUAGUUUGUUUUUUUUAUAAUUAUUGAAUGCAUCCAGUACUGUUUUUGCUCUUGAUUCUCUUCUCUUUUUUGCUAUUACACAAUUUUUAUGUCUGUUAGAAACUCAAUAGUACUGUAUCAACAGUUAUGUGUCUUUC